Rosa rugosa (rugosa rose) is the source of this 3320-nucleotide messenger RNA. RefSeq lists its product as uncharacterized. Lineage: Eukaryota; Viridiplantae; Streptophyta; Magnoliopsida; Rosales; Rosaceae. The record is from RefSeq and is a predicted model, not a curated record. The transcript has 10 exons. The coding region runs from base 183 to 1598 and encodes 471 amino acids.
UGGACAUGAAAGGUAAAACUAAGGACAACCUAAACUCUCGUAAAGACUUACAAGAGUUGGGGAUUGGAAAAAAGUUGCACUGAAAAAAGGAUGGAGCUAGUAGUUCUAAAGGGACUACACCACCAUACAUCCUUUUAAGAACAGAGAGACCUAUCUUUUGUAAAAGGUUAUUUAACCUAAGAAUGUCGGAUGGGUACAGCUCUAAUAUUGCAAGUAGAGUGUCAUUAGAGGACAAUAAGAUUCUGAACCUAAAGUCUCAUGAUUGUCAUGUCCUAAUACAACAAUUGUUGUCAGUAGCACUAAGAGGAUUGUUACCAAAGGGACCAAGGGUUUCUAUCUUUCGGUUAUGUGCUUCUUUGAAUUUGCUAUGCCAAAGGGUGAUUGAUAUAAACAAAGUAGAGCUACUAGAUAAAGAGCUUCCAGAAACUCUCUGCAUGCUUGAGAGGUUUUUUCCUCCUUCUUUCUUUGAUGUUAUGGUCCACCUAACCAUUCACCUUGCACAACAAGUUCUGAUUGCUGGUCCGGUGCUAUUUUGCUGGAUGUUCCAUUUUGAAAGGUAUAUGAAAGUCUUAAAGGAUUAUGUUAAAAACCGUUCAAACCUAGAAGGAUGUAUAGCAGAGAAGUAUCUAGCUGAAGAGAUAACACGCUUUUGUGAUGGGUACAUCAAAGAAGCUGCUGAAAUAUGUGUUCAACAUAAACGUAAUGAAGAUUGUGAAGAUGAAAUUAUAUUGGAAGGGAAGCCUAUUGGUCUGAAGAAGUUAAGACAAUUGACUCCUACUAUGUGGGAGAUUGCUCAUCGUUAUGUAUUGACAAAUACUACAGAGCUUGAUCCAUGGAAAGAGUUACAUAAAGAUGAGCUUAAGCUCGUGGACAAGCGUCUUGAAAAAAACACAAGUCUUCUACAAAUGAAACAUCAGAGGACUUUUAGUGAUUGGUUGGCAGACAAAGUUAGAACCAGCGAUUGUAGUACUAUGUCGGAUACUGUAAGGUGGAUUACGUGUAAGCCGAAACGGGAAGUUUUAUCAUGUUCAGGCUACCUUAUUAACUGGAACCGAUUUCACACUAGGGAGUCUGAAAAAGGGACACAGAACUGUGGUGUUUCUGUUGAAGCUGACACAUAUUGCCGAGCAAGUGCAAGAGACACAAUGCUUAAGUUGGAUAAAGUAGAUUAUUAUGGGGUUAUAAAAGAAAUUAUUUUGCUAGACUAUCGCAAAUUCAAAGUUCCAAUGUUUGACUGCGAUUGGGCUAACAUAGUAAAUGGUGUUAAGGUUGAAGAAGGAUUUACACUAGUUAAUCUUAGAAUAGGCCAGCAUCAGUUUCAAAGGGAUCCUUUUAUCUUUGCAUCACAAGCAAAUCAAGUGUUUUACUCAAGAGAAAGUGAUGUAUCGAAUUGGUCUGUAGUCUUAAGAGCACCACCAAGAGGCUUGUAUGAUAAUGAGAAUCCUGGUGAAACUGAUUACAUGCCAUCUGUACCAUUAGAUUUGUCAGAACUUUCCCUAAAUUUCGUAGAUGAAGAUUUACGAAGAAAUCAUUGUGAUGUGAUGAGUGAGGCAUCGACUGAUAGCGAAAGUGGUGACGGUGAGUCCACAGAACUCUGAUUUGAAGACCAUACCGAUCUUUUGUCUUCACACUUGAGAAUCUGCCAAGUUAGUACCAUGUCUACUGGAGAAACUUCAAAAAAAGGUGGCAAGACAAGAAAAAAGCAAAAAAAGAGUAUAGAGGCAGUUGUUAUUGCUAUUAACAGGGAAGAAAGGAAUUCAGGAAUAAGAAUUUCGGAUGGAGGUUCUAAUAACUCACAUAGGGAAUCACAUACUCCAGCACCUAAUAGUCCAAUUAGGUGUGAAAAUGAGACAACCUCAGAUUAUUCGAAGAGACCUCUAAGGGACAAAGCAAAGGGGGAUAAUAAAGAUUUUAAGAACAAGGGUCGGGUUGAAGUUCAGUUCAAUGUCAGAGGUCAGCCUUAUGGGGAAUAUGCAGCAGGGUUCUCCUCCUUCCUUGGAGUCACAACAAGAGAGUUCGUACCAUUGACAACUGAGUGGAAAAACCUCACUGAUAAGUACAAAAUACAAAUUUGGGAACAUAUCAUGCAAAAAUAUAUUGUUCCAGAAAUUUGCAAAAGAAAUGUGUUCCAUAAAAUGAUGAAGCUUUGGCGAGAUUACAGAUCAUUGACAAUGAAAGAAGUGAUGCAGCAAGCUGAAUCGGUAGGCUUAAUUACCACGUGCUGCUGCCCUCCUCAAACCUGAUAAUAUAGAUUCAAUGGAAGUGUGGUUGGAUUUUGUAAAAUCCAGAACCACAGAAGCAUUUAGGGAAAAGUGUGAAAGAUUCAGGUUGAUGCGACAAGGCAGAACCUUAUUGCAUAGAACAAGUAGAAAGAGUUUUGCAUGUCUUGAAGAAGAGCUGAAGCAACAAAGUGAGACACCAGAUGCAAUAUCAAGGUCGAUAUUUGGCUUUGUGCCUAUGAAGUGAAGAAAAAAGCAGGCGAAGAAGUUGAGGAUCCGGAAAUAGUGAAACUAGUACGAAAGUACAAGGAAGAAGAAGAAGUAACACAACCAUGUUCGAUAAAAACUGAUGCUGUUGCAAAGGCACUUGGUCCUGACCCGCGAGGACGAGUUAGAGGACUUGGGUUUGGUGCACUCCCUUCAAAAGUGGAUGGUCAGACACACGUUGCUAAUAAGGUCACUAUGCUAGAGAACGCUCUUGCUGCUUAAACACAACAGGUGGACCGAUUAACAGAGUUAGUGCAAGGUCUCGUUGCUCGGCUAGACAAAGGAGAGAAUGUCAAUGAAAACACAAGUGUGCAACAUUCUGCUAAUUGGAUUGCACAGAGAAAACGAAAAGAGAAUCUGAACUGUUCUAGUGAUAUAGCACAAAGCAAGCAGAAAGAUGCUAGUGUUAUAAGUUCUAACAGGGAGAGGGGCAGUAGGGAGCAAAUCAAAGAAAAUACCUACGGAAAUGAGCCACAUUUGGGAAAUGGUAGGCCAAAAAAGAGCCAAAAGACAGAUGCAGCGGAAAAAGUGUACUUGCUAAGUUGGUUUGCUAAAGAAGAAGAAGUCGUUGCUACUGGUGGCAUUUUGUCAAAAGAUCCAGAAGCUUUGGUGCAUCAUAUGCCUUUUGGCCAUGAUUGUUGGAAAAUUUCAGUGCACGAAGUUUUUCAUGAUAUAGCUUUGUAUCGACCGACAAGUGAGUUCAAUAAGCUUGAUGCAUCUAGAGGAAGUGUAAUCGCAUGGCCUGUCAAAUAUAUCAAGAUGAAUUCGGCUGUCAAUUGAGGUACAUUAAUACUCUCUAGUAAUAAUCCCAGCUGUGCUCAAUCUUCAUAUAUU